Molecule: messenger RNA, 1290 nt
Organism: Penicillium coprophilum
Lineage: Eukaryota; Fungi; Ascomycota; Eurotiomycetes; Eurotiales; Aspergillaceae
Exons: 3
Coding region: 1-1290 (429 amino acids)
Source: RefSeq, a predicted model, not a curated record
AUGUCCCCACUCCUCGUGAUAUGUGCUCUACUAGCACAACACACCCUAGCAUUCCCCCGUCAACACAAUGCCAACGAAAAAUCCUUGCCAGAUCUCCGCGGUAGCAGAUCUCGCAGAGAAAGCUACCAAAUCCCCAACACUGUACAAAACGGAACUAGCAAGGCUCGAUUCGACAUCCCAACGCCAACAACCACUCUCAAUGCAGACACCCUCUUCACUCUAGACGCGCCACAGGUAGAUCUAAUUAACGGCUCCGUAUUCGACUGGUGGUAUUUCGAUGUCGUCUCAGAGACAAACCCAGAUGUUUCCCUAGUCGUCACAUUCUUCACCUCAACCAUGAACGCAUUUCCAUUCCUCGAUGCAGAUGAACCAUCCAUUCUAAACGUCUGGAUCUGGGCUUCAUUCGCCAACGGAACCGUCUUUAAAGAUUCCGUUCCGGCAACUGUGGCAACUGUAACUGGCGCUGACGGCGCGGGGACUAAUAGCUCUGGCAACUGGUCUCCUACAGGAUUUAACUGGAAUGCUCUCACAGCAAAUCUAUCGCAGUAUGAGAUUACCAUCGCGUCGGAGAAACUCCAGGUCGAAGGUCGGUUCACUUUGACUUCGCGAGCACCCUAUCAUCUACCCUGUGGGAUUCAAAAAGAGCGGAGUCAACUUGAGAUCGCGCCUCAUAUUGGAUGGGUUAAUCUCGUUCCCGAUGCCGUGGGUGAGGUUGAUAUGAAGAUCCAUGGGUCGACGCUCAAGUUCCGAGGACCUGGGUAUCAUGACAAAAAUUGGUCUGAUAGGCCCUUUGUAGACUCUGUCCAGAGCUGGUACUGGGGUCACGGCCGUUUAGGCCCGUACUCCAUCGUGUGGUUUAGUUACCUCGCCAUGAAUGACACAACCAACGCCACGUAUGUGAGCAGCUAUGUUGCCAAGGAUGGGAAACUGCUUGUAUCGGCUUGCGACCCCUCUAUUCUUACCGUGAGACCAACUGGUCAGCCUGGGACGACCGGUGGGCGAUAUCCGCCAUACGCGCGUGAUAUCCCGGAAGGAUUUAGAUUAGAAUAUGAUCUGGGAGAGGGGAGCGGUCGGUUGGAAGUUAAUGUUUCGGUGAGAGCGGCGGUUGCAGGAGACGAAGAAUAUUAUAUGCGAUGGACAGGUGAUAUGAUUGGGGAGGUGGUUGAGUCUGACCGACCUGAAAAAGCAGGUGGCAGUGGCCCAAAGAGAGAAAUGGGGGAACGUGACCUGCACUCAUCUUCAUCUCUUGUUGGUGUUGCAAUUUUGGAACAAUUUGUAUUAUUGGAAUAG